AUGAAGCUCUCACUCCUUUCCCCUAUCACUGCACUCCUCACCCUCGUCUCAACCUCCGCGCUUCCUGCUGUUGAGGUCAACAUGGUUACCCGCGAGCCCGGAGUGUCCGACAUCGUCAAGCGUGCUUCGACUGUUGACAUCACAUAUUGCUCGGAGGUCAACUACGUCGGAUGCCAGCACCGAUCCUCCGGCCAUGGGGACUGUGCUCCUAUCGCUGCUGCUCGGGGACGACUUGGUGUGGGAAUGGGCUUUGAAUUCUACCCCACUUCUCCAGAGAUCCCAGGUCCUUCUACACGAGGGCCCUGUAUUUCGAUUACUACGUUAGAUAGGAUAUCCAUCUAG
This is a messenger RNA of Lindgomyces ingoldianus, 342 nucleotides long. RefSeq lists its product as uncharacterized. NCBI's taxonomy places the organism in Eukaryota, Fungi, Ascomycota, Dothideomycetes, Pleosporales, Lindgomycetaceae. The record is from RefSeq and is a predicted model, not a curated record. The transcript is spliced from 3 exons. Bases 1 to 342 code for a protein of 113 amino acids.